UCCCAAAUUACAUAGUUUCUCUAAUGCUGUCACUGUGUUUUCCUUUUAGAGAGAAAAUCCAAGAAGGGAGAUUGCGUGACAGCAGCAGCACAGGGACCUCCAUUUUCUUCCAGAGUCUCACCUUGUGUAAGAACUGCCGUGUCCUUGCUAGACCUCAAACCACCCAGGCCAGUGGUGUUUCAGUGAAUCCAUGGCAACAGAGGAUCCAGCUGCAUUCCAAGCAUCCUCACGAAGCAAAGAACCUUGGUGAAGGCCAUGGCAACUCCAAGGAAGGCAGGGAUCCCCUUAGGUGUCAUGAAGGUGUUAGAUCCACGCCAGCUGAAGCCUGACAGCACAGAGGCAGAAAGAAUCAUGACUGUCUUGGAUGAGACCAUUGUCAAGCUGGAGAUCACCAGGCUGAUCCCACGGAUUACUGGCUCCCUGGACAGGUAUGCUGGGAUGCUGGGACCUGAGAUCACAAGCAGCCUUUUGGAGCUUCAGAAGCUUUCAAUGGAAAUACAGCAGCUGCACACCAGCGCUGGAGAUGCAAAGACCAUCAGAGCUGCAGAGAAACACUUGAAAAGUUCCCUGAGAAACAUCCUGAGGCUCUUCCUGGUCAACCCCUUGCUUUACCAUGGGCUGAAAUUCGAAGUUCGGGUGAGAGAGUCACCAGCUGAUGCUUUCAUCAAAGCCUUCAUGGAGUUCCGAGACUCCAUGCUCGAGAGGCUCCUGACCACUCCUGAUGAGGAGAGGGAAAUGAUUCAAUUCAUGAAAGACAUUUCCCUCCAGGUUGAGAAGAACACAGAAGUGAUCUCAGCUCUACAGGCACAGCUUGAAGGACUCAUCCAGGCUCGAGAUGAAGAGGUUAGCAAGAAGGACAAAGAAAUCGAAAACCUCAAAACCACCAUGGAAGAUCUGGCCAAGAACUGCAGGACUGAAAUCCGGCUGCUCAUGAAGGAAGGGGGAAAGCAGAAAAAGGGGGAUGAGGAAGCCUCCCAGGAGAGGUGUGCCAGGCUGAAGGAGGACAUUCAGCGCCUGGGAACACAGUUCAGUGCACUGGUGCUGGAGCAUCGAGCCUCAGAGCUGGUUCUCAGGAAGGAAAAGUGCAAAACAGAGAGGGAAAUUCAGGAAUGGGUCCAGAAAUACGACACAGACAUGACAGAAAAACAGACCACAUACGAUGAACUCCAGAUUGCCUACAACAAGGAGAAGGAGCAGUUGGCCGUGCUGAUGGAGAAACACGCCCUGCUGAUCCAGGAGUACACCCUGAUCGAGGAGGAGCGCAGGAUUCUCCAGGAGAAGGCAGAGGAGGCUGCACGGGAGGAGGCCAGGAGGAACCAAGCUGCCACCCGCAUCCAGGCCUACUGGAAAGGCUACUUUGUGAGGUGCAAGUACAAGGCACUACGGAAGAAGGCAAAGGGCAAGGGCAAGGGCAAGAAAUAA
This is a messenger RNA of Melozone crissalis (California towhee), 1422 nucleotides long. RefSeq names its product IQ motif containing D (gene DRC10). Gene Ontology annotation, molecular function: protein binding. Bases 256 to 1422 code for a protein of 388 amino acids. The record is from RefSeq and is a predicted model, not a curated record. The transcript is spliced from 4 exons. Lineage: Eukaryota; Metazoa; Chordata; Aves; Passeriformes; Passerellidae.